UGUCAGUAUGAGUAUGAAAAGUACUUGACCAAUGACACGUUUGAAUCAAACCUGAAGCUCCUUCUUGAUUCACUGUUGCACAACACCGCAACAACGGGAUUCUACAACACUACUGUCGGAGAAGGCCUUAACCGAAUUAAUGGACAAGCUCUUUGCCGAGGAGAUGCCAGUUCCACAGCGUGUGAGAGUUGUGUCAGCAAUGCAAGCCAAGGGAUCAUGAAGCUGUGCAAUGCUAAAGAUGCACUAAUUUGGUAUGAAUUAUGCCAAGUGCGAUAUUCCUUCCGAGAUUUCUUUUCAAACACAGCUUAUACUGGUAAAUACCCAGAUUCAAAUGGUCAGGACAAACUUGCAUCGGACCCAGCUGAUUACUACACCUACUUGAUGUAUCUAAUGAAGAACAUAUCCACUGAGGCUGUUAACUCUAACCAAAUGUUCGCAACGGGGCAAAUAAAUUAUUCUUUGAGCCAGACAAUAUAUGGGCUAGUCCAGUGUACUAGGGAUAUGUCAGGCAAUGACUGUUACAAUUGCUUGAACUCUGCCUUGGGGGAUCUAAAAGCAUGCUGCUAUUUGCGGGAAGGUGGAACGGUUGUUAGCAGAAAUUGCAAUGUGAGGUAUGAGCCAUACCGCUUUUCAAUGGCUCGAUAACCUCUGUGUUAUCUUACCCUGCUUCCACAGGUAAGAACAUGCAAUCUAUUUGAACUAAUCCAAACUUGGGUACCUUUAGACCUGGAAAGAAGCCCGCAUGCUGUCCUCCAUGAUUUAGUAAAUCCAAUCAGUGUGGAAAUUACUGAAGAAGGCAACCUAGUUAGCUCGGAGGAACUUCCUUUCAUGGAUCUAGCCACAAUAAAGGCCGCUACAGAUGACUUCUCGAGUUCAAAGAAGCUCGGGCAAGGGGGGUUUGGUACUGUCUACAAGGGUCUGCUUUCUGAUGGAAAAGAAGUGGCAGAAAGGUUGUCAAGGAAGUCUUGGCAAGGUCUCGAGGAGUUCAAGAAUGAGGUCAUCUUGAUUGCAAAGCUCCAGCACAGAAAUCUAGUAAGACUUCUAGGAUGCGGCAUAGAGGGAGAUGAGAAGCUGCUUGUAUACGAGUUCAUGCCUAACAAAAGCCUCGAUAUCUACAUCUUCGAUUCAGACAAACGUGCACAGCUUGAUUGGUACACAUGCAAUUAUAUUAUUGAUGGAAUUGCUAGAGGAUUAGUUUACCUGCAUGAGGACUCGAGACUGAGGAUUAUUCACAGGGAUCUGAAGCCUAGCAAUGUUCUGCUGGAUUAUGACAUGGUUGCCAAAGUAUCAGAUUUUGGGAUGGCCAGAAUAUUUUGCGAAAACCAAAGUUCAGCUAAAACCAGAAGAGUUGUAGGAACAUACGGUUAUAUGGCCCCGGAGUAUGCAAUGGGGGGACUGUUCUCUGUGAAAUCAGAUGUGUUCAGCUUUGGCGUAAUUUUGCUCGAGAUCAUCAGUGGAAAACGGAAUAGCGGAUUUUAUCUUACAGAACAGGCUCAGACACUUCUUGCAUAUGCGUGGAAACUAUGGACUGAAGGAAAAGAGUUGGAACUCGUGGAUCCUUCUUUAGCGGAAUCAGGCCAAGCAGCUGAAAUAGUCAGGUGCAUUCACGUCGGCCUUUUGUGCGUCCAGGAAGAUCCUGAAGAUAGACCGACAAUGUCAGAAGUAGUGACACUUUUAGGUCAAAAGGAACUCCUCCGGAACCGAAAAACCAGCUUUUGGGUUGGUAGAGCUGCCCAAGUACUCGAUCGAUCCUUGGCACCUAAUCUCUCUGCCAAUGACAUAACUGUUUCCAGUAUCUCACCUAGGUGAACAAGCACGUAUUCCAACUAAUUAAGGUUCCAUUUGCCCAUGGUUGUAAAAUUUCAUGUUGAAAAUAGGAACUUGUCAUGUUUGGAAGAAUUACUCUGCUCAUGAAAAUCACUGUAUAAACAAUCAAGAUUAUGGCAUACGGAGAAGGUUGAUUUGGUAAGCGAAAGGAAGAUGCAAAAAUUUUCGGUGACCCGAGUGAACAUAGGUGGAUAAAUAUGCA
Messenger RNA from Eucalyptus grandis, 2029 nucleotides. Its product is annotated as putative receptor-like protein kinase At4g00960. Gene Ontology annotation, molecular function: protein kinase activity; ATP binding. The record is from RefSeq and is a predicted model, not a curated record. NCBI's taxonomy places the organism in Eukaryota, Viridiplantae, Streptophyta, Magnoliopsida, Myrtales, Myrtaceae. Gene Ontology annotation, biological process: protein phosphorylation.